AUGCCUUUUUCGAAUGACGGUACCAUCGACACUCUGUACUUCUGCUCUGGAGCUGUGUUGAAGCUCUUUGUGCAGGUGCCGAGAAAGAAGAUCGCCAUCUCUAUCAGACUGCUCGUAACGAAUUACCACAUCAGGACAGCUUUCAGCUCGAAUAGGGCGGAUAUGUCGGAUCAGCCAGGAGCAACAAUGAUUAUAGCCAUGUAUGAUCAUGUGCGAAUGAUCAUCACUACACUUCGGCAUGCAAGGUGUCGGCACACCAUUCAGGACCAAUGUCUUCUUCCGAAGAUCAACGCCCACGAACCUGUUUCGGAUCCAGAUUCCUUCAAUGGCGCACCCGAUUACGAACGGCGGGAUUGCUCCAUAUUGAUCCAUGAGUAA
Messenger RNA from Plenodomus lingam JN3, 378 nucleotides. Lineage: Eukaryota; Fungi; Ascomycota; Dothideomycetes; Pleosporales; Leptosphaeriaceae. The record is from RefSeq and is a predicted model, not a curated record.